Phacochoerus africanus (Common warthog) is the source of this 790-nucleotide messenger RNA. RefSeq names its product CDGSH iron sulfur domain 1 (gene CISD1). Gene Ontology annotation, molecular function: 2 iron, 2 sulfur cluster binding. The transcript is spliced from 4 exons. Lineage: Eukaryota; Metazoa; Chordata; Mammalia; Artiodactyla; Suidae. Gene Ontology annotation, cellular component: intracellular membrane-bounded organelle; mitochondrial outer membrane. Gene Ontology annotation, biological process: regulation of autophagy. The record is from RefSeq and is a predicted model, not a curated record. Bases 239 to 574 code for a protein of 111 amino acids.
CACACGUGCUUACCGCUCGUCGCGGCGCCUGCGCGGUAGCAGCCUGGAGUCGGUGCCCUUAGGACCGUCGCUUGUCGCCCCUUGACUCCCGCUGUCCGCGCGAGCCGGUUUGUGCUCAGCGUCCUGUGCACAUCCUUGCAAGCGACGGCGCCAUGAGUACGACUUCCAGCGUACGAGUCCACUCGAGGCUGGGAAUAGACAACUCUCUUCUGAGGCUGAGGCCAAGGCCAACCAGACUAUGCAACAUUCUCUUCUCUCCAGAAUUCUCUGGAACUGGGUUGAGUGGAUCGCAGCGGUUACCAUUGCUGCUGGGACAGCUGCAAUUGGUUAUCUAGCUUACAAAAGAUUUUAUGUUAAAGAUCAUCGCAACAAAUCUAUGGUAAACCCUCACAUCCAGAAAGACAACCCCAAGGUAGUACAUGCUUUUGACAUGGAGGAUUUGGGAGAUAAAGCUGUGUACUGCCGCUGUUGGAGGUCCAAAAAGUUCCCACUCUGUGAUGGAUCGCACAUAAAACACAAUGAAGAAACUGGCGACAACGUGGGACCUCUGAUCAUUAAGAAAAAAGACACUUAAAUGGACACUUUGGAUGCUGCAAACCAACUUGUCCUGAUGUUUCCUGAUUGUUUACUUAGAAUGAUUCACUUCCCCUGGGUUCUAGAUGUGGUACAUUGCAAACUACAGCUUUCAUAUUCAAGGCAUUUGCCUUACUUGUUGAACCAUCGUGGUGCACAUUUUGUUUAAACAAAAAAAAAGGAAAAAGUAAAAACCAAUCUCAUGGCCUUUGGGUUA